AUGUUCCCAGCCAACUUUUAUGAUUCCGAGAUACAGGAAUACGUACAUUUAAAGCAAAGCGACGACUCUUAUCUCGACACUAUAUCCGGUGGUUCUCUAUUCAACAUCACCUCCAACACUACUUUUAGAGAGUCUGUCAAAAGUUUGAUUUUCGAUAUUACUCUUGGCAAUUAUUCAUUAUUUAAAAAAUCAAUUCAAUUUGAAUUAAAAUCUUCAUUCCAAAAUCAAAAUCAAAGUUAUUUAUCAUUUAUUAAUGAAACACAAAAUGAAUGGAAAAUUGUUGGAUCACAAGACAAUGAUGAUGAUAUGAAUAAUGGAACUGCAACUAUUCCAUUGCCAGCAAGCAAUGUUGUACGUUGUGGAAAACACUCCAAUCAUACUUGUGGCAACACAUCACAUUUUACAAACUUUGGAGUGUUGUUGUAUAUUGGCUCGGACAAGGGUUCCUCUGGAGGCAACAACAAUGGUGGAUCAAAUGCCAAUGGCGAGGAGAUCUCAGAGGAAGGCAAGUGGAUCAAAAAGGUUUUGGUACCUGUUUGCAUUGCCGUCGGUGGUGCAGCCUUGGUGUCUGUCAUUGUUGGAUUUUUCGUAGCCAAGAUUAUUCGUCAUGGUCGUCUCAAAUAUUGGUGGGCCUCUAGAGGUGCAAGCAGUGAACACAUCAACCAAGACGCCGAAUUAAGCGAGAUAUCAAACAAAUAA
This is a messenger RNA of Cavenderia fasciculata, 699 nucleotides long. RefSeq lists its product as uncharacterized. The transcript has 2 exons. NCBI's taxonomy places the organism in Eukaryota, Evosea, Eumycetozoa, Acytosteliales, Cavenderiaceae. The record is from RefSeq and is a predicted model, not a curated record. The coding region runs from base 1 to 699 and encodes 232 amino acids.